AAUCUUGGAAAUGAUUUUCAUUGUAAGUCUUUCUAUCAUCUAAACAAUGAAACAAAAUCAUCUAAUUAACUACUUGUCUCAUAUUACAAUUUGUUUAUUAUUUGGUGUAAAUUAGUUUUAACAAUUGUCACAAUAAUCAAAGUCAUCAUCAACUAAUUAAUUGAUUCAUUAUAAUCAUCCGGAUUCUAAACCUUAAAUGAUCAACUUGUUUAACCUUAAAUUUUGUUUACUAUUAACAAUUAAGGUUUCAUUGGUUCAAUCAAAUGAUGCUAAUCAACAUCAAGAUAUUAUAACGGUUAAUUUAAAGGAUCCUUGGGGCUAUGAGGCAAUUAAACAGAUUCACAAUAAAAUUGAUUACGAUCAAAAUGGAUCCAUUGAGAGGAAGGAAAGUAUUGAGUUUAUUGUGAAAGAUUUGAAAACCAAUGAGGGAAAUGAGGCUGAUAAAAAGGAGAUGACCCUUCAUGCUGGCGAUAGUUCAAUUAGUGUUGAUGAAAUGUGGGAAACUUGGAGGAAAUCUGAAGUUUCCAAAUGGUCAGUUGAUGAGACAAUUAAUUGGCUAAUUAAUCAUGUUAAAUUACCUCAAUAUACUGAUAGUUUCAUUGAGAAUCACAUUGAUGGUUCACGUUUACCAAGGAUUGCUGCUAAUCCAGCAUUUGCCACUCAUAUCUUAAAGAUAACUGAUCCAUUAGAUAGACAGCGAUUAACUUUAAAUGCAAUUGAAGCCGUUUUGUUUGGCGUUUCAAAUGAUCGCUUUUUACUUGAUCGAUAUUUAAUCACAGUUCUAAUUGGAGUUGCGUUUAUCCUUUGGUUUGUUCUUAAUCAACGACGUAAUGUUCAACAUCGAUUGGAUAAAGUUUUCCGACAAAUGUCCACUUUACAGGAAUCUCGAGAUAAACUUUUAACCAUUCAAAGGGAAUUGGAAAAAACUAAAGAGGGUAAACAACAGGUUAUCGAUGAGACGGAAAAUUUAACUUCCAUAUUAAGGUCACAAUCAUCGAGCGAUUUAGUUUACCAACGGGAUCAAUCGUUACAGGAAAAAGGAUCUUCGCUAAUCAAAGAGAUCGCUGCGACUCGACGAUCUUUGGCCAAGGCUGAAUUAAUGUUGUCACAAACUCCAUUUGAAAGGAUUCAACAGCAGAAAAUUCAAUUACAACGAUGGCUUCAAAUUACUUAUGAGAUUGAAAAUAAAAACUACAACGAGCAAAAAACUCAAUAUGAGGCUGAAUUAAUUAAACUCAAGAAUAAGCUUGGAGGUAAACGUAAGAAAACCAAUCGAAAAUUAUCAGAGCAUUAUUAUGAAGAUUUAAAGGCGACUCGGCUUAGAUUAACUGGAUUAAUUAAUCAAAUUGAAAUUUGUCGAGAUAAAUGGAUUAAGAUUGAAAAUCUUUGUGGUUUUCCAAUUAGAGAUAAUCCUGGUUUACCUGUUCUACAACAGGUAAAACCCCCGAAUUUAACCAGAAUGUCAUCGGUGGUUGAUGAAAGUGAAACAAGUGAUCAUGAAGAUGAAUCUUUUACGCCUUCUCCUGAUAUUAAUGGUGAAUUUUUCCCAGAAUUUCAAUUUUUACAUCGACCAUCAAGCCGAACUGGUGAUUAUUCAACAACCAAACUAAACAGUUCCAAGCAACUGAUGCGAUUAAUGUCCAACGAUGAACCGAUUGACUCUGUCUCAAGAUAUCCAUUACGAACCAGUAGAUCAACAUACUUUGAUAGGCCAUCAAAUGAUUCGAUGACAAUGAAGACAAAUGAGCAAAACUUGUCAACAAGAAGUUCCAAUCCAUCGAGACGACACUUUAUUAGAAGAUCAAGUUCACUGCAAGAUAUUUUAUUCCAGAUUCCAAAGCAAAGUCGAUCCGGUAAAGAUGUUGAUUUUUCGGCCGAAAUUUGAUUCGAAAUUAAGUCCAACUUUCGAUUUAAUUAUCGAUUUACUUAAGUAAUCCAGUCAAUUUGAAUGUAAUUUAAUUCCAUUAAAAGAUUACCAAUCUGUUUGUUUGUAUAUGUACAAUAAGAUUAGUCAAAUAAAAAGAUUUUCUGGUUUAACUGUAAAAGAAAAA
Panonychus citri (citrus red mite) is the source of this 2051-nucleotide messenger RNA. RefSeq names its product stromal interaction molecule homolog. Gene Ontology annotation, molecular function: calcium channel regulator activity; protein binding; calcium ion binding. Gene Ontology annotation, biological process: intracellular calcium ion homeostasis; store-operated calcium entry; activation of store-operated calcium channel activity. The record is from RefSeq and is a predicted model, not a curated record. Gene Ontology annotation, cellular component: plasma membrane; endoplasmic reticulum. The coding region runs from base 197 to 1885 and encodes 562 amino acids. NCBI's taxonomy places the organism in Eukaryota, Metazoa, Arthropoda, Arachnida, Trombidiformes, Tetranychidae. The transcript is spliced from 6 exons.